Molecule: messenger RNA, 7444 nt
Organism: Salvelinus fontinalis (brook trout)
Lineage: Eukaryota; Metazoa; Chordata; Actinopteri; Salmoniformes; Salmonidae
Gene: mki67
Product: marker of proliferation Ki-67
Exons: 17
Coding region: 227-7198 (2323 amino acids)
Biological process (GO): regulation of chromosome segregation; regulation of mitotic nuclear division
Cellular component (GO): nucleus; chromosome
Molecular function (GO): protein binding
Source: RefSeq, a predicted model, not a curated record
UGCCAAGCGCAUUAAGGAACGGUCUACAUCUACACAUUAGCUAAAGUUGGGUAGGGCAAGAUAACGACAAACAGUUUUAGGAAGGGAAGGCGAGUCUUUUAAAACAAGGUUGAUGAUUUUAUCAAUCAUUGUUAUAGUUUAAUAAAGGGUAAAAUAUCCUGUAGUUUAUGGACGACCAGCUGUUUUGAAGAAUAUUUGAACUGCCUCAGGUAACGUUGAAUUCAAAAUGUCCCUGCACGGGAAGAUUGUUGUAAUCAAAAGGAGUGGCGGAGAUGGGACUGAGUUUCCUCUGACUGCAUCGUGCUUAUUUGGAAGGAAACCUGACUGCGACAUUCGCAUUCAACUUCCUCAUGUCUCCAAGGAGCAUUGCAGGAUUGAGUUGAAUGAAAAUAAAGAGGUUAUUUUAACUAAUUUGAGUUCAACGAACCCGACCCGUGUCAAUGGGGAGGUUUUUCAGCAGUCUGAACGUUUGAAACAUGGAGAUCUAAUCACAAUUAUUGACCGUUCUUUCAGGUUUGAAUACCCUCCACCACCCACUCCAAAGAGAAAUCGAUAUUCUACUGCUAGCAAAAGUGACACUCCUCAGGUUUUACAUGAAACCCAAGCGAGGGAUACCAGCGCUAAAGAUGGAAACAACACUUCUGAUGUCAAACCCAAGGAGGAUGGAAGUCUUGAACAGAACAAGCCAAGCUCACCCUUCUGUGAGCUGUACCAAAUGUUCAAACAAGAUCUGGAUUCCAAGACUCCAAAGAAAACACUUGAAACACCUGCUUCGAGGCUUUGCCCACAGAAUCCUAUCUCAACCAGGAAAGUGGAUGGGGCGUCUGUCAUUUCCACACCCAAGAAGGCGGAGACUGAAAAUGUGUCACCGUUCACUGGAGUGACUCCAAAAUCAGCUCAGAAGAAGCGAAAGUCCUUCAAAGGUCGGGUUGUUGAGGGGAAUGUGCCAGUUGAAGAUUACAUCCAAUUGCCUCCAUCUAUUCUUGAAACUCCCAAAGGUAAAAGGCGUUCUUCAAAGUCCAAAACACCCACCACUGUUGAAGAAAAAUCCACCCCUGUUUCUCAGAGGAAAAGUCGCCCGGCAACCCCCGAGAAGUUCACUGCUAGUGAAGUGGUUGAGCAGAUUUCUGAGUGUCCGACUGCAGAAACACUUACGACCCCCACUAGGAGGAAGAGCAAGGAAGCCACUCCUAUCAAAUCUUUGAUAACUGGGGUAGAACCACCUGCUGAUGCUGUUUCAACCCAAGACCAGAUAGUACUAACUGAAAAUUCCACGCCAAGUACUCCUAAGACCAAGCACUCCCGCUCUCCAAGGCCUGCUGGGAAAAAUCUUCAAGCCCAGGAUGUGCUUUGUGAGCUGGAGGUGACCACACCCAUCAAUGGUGGGGAAAAAAUGCCAGGUAAACAGUCGUCUGCUAAGAAACGGAAGAGUGGAGACCUUGAAACUGAAUUUCCAACACCUCUGUGCAAGAGGAAAAGGGUUUCAUUUGGAGGUCAUUUGGAGCCGGAACUAUUCGAUAAACGUCUUCCUCCUGACUCCCCACUAUGCAAAGGAGCCACUCCUGGACGGCGAAGCCUGUGUGCCCCCAAAAUGAAACAUUCACUCCUCAGGAGAGCGUCAGCAAUUGGUCUGAUAAAGGAGAAUGAACAUUCUGCCCCAGAGAGUCUUAGCGUGAAAGGAAGUCCAGGAAAGAAGGCGUCUCCCAAGACUCCCUCGCCCGCCAAGAAGUCACCAAAGGCAUCUGCCAAGACUCCCUCGCCCGCCAAGAAGUUACCGAAGGCAUCUGCCAAGACUCCCUCGCCCGCCAAGAAGUCACCGAAGGCAUCUGCCAAGACUCCCUCGCCCGCCAAGAAGUCACCGAAGGCAUCUGCCAAGACUCCCUCGCCCGCCAAGAAGUCACCGAAGGCAUCUGCCAAGACUCCCUCGCCCGCCAAGAAGUCACCGAAGGAAUCUGCCAAAACUCCCUCGCCCGCCAAGAAGUCACCGAAGGAAUCUGCCAAGACUCCCUCGCCCGCCAAGAAGUCACCGAAGGAAUCUGCCAAGACUCCCUCGCCUGCCAAGAAGUCACCGAAAGCUAAAACUCCAUCUCCAGGGAAAGAGAAGACCCCGAAAACCGUUGUCAAGACUCCAUCUCCUGCUCGAAGAAAAUCUCCUGCUCCAUUACAAGAUGAGUCUCAAACACCCAAGGCUGGGAAAACUCCCAAGCCCCGUGCAAGUUUGCCAUCAGCCAACACGACACCCACCAUGCAAGGCCGAUUCUCAGUGUCCCUCAUCAGCACCCCAUCACCCACCGCAGACCAGGACUCUGUCCUACAGCCGUCUGUCACUGUAACGCCUCGUGUUCCCUUGAGGCGAACGACCAUGUUGUCUACCUCGAAGACAAUACAGAAAAGCGCAAUGAAAAAUGCCAUUCAGGUAAUCCGUAGAAGAAGUGGUGUUUCUCGGGCAUCUAUGAAAGUUGUGAAUUCCUGGGCUGACAUUGUGAAGUUUGGCCAGACCAAGACCCAAGCUGUUAUCCCAACCAAGAAAACUUCCGCCCGAGUGACUAAGACGAAGAAUGUUGUACCAAAACCGAAGACACCUGUGAUGAAACUCAUAGGACAUGUCAGCACUGGUCAUGCAGAUUCACCUGUGACCAUUGUUGUGGGCAAAGCUCACAGACUGAAAGCCAUUCAGCCAAGUGGGGCCGUCCCAAAGCUUGUCCACAACAUUGCACUGCUAAAAAAGAACAUGAGAAUGGAUGAGGAUUUGUCAGGCAUUGCAGACAUUUUCAAGACCCCGGCAAGGCAGAGGAAGUCUGUGGUCAAAGUGCAGAGUGCCCUCAAGACACCCCUGAGAGCCCAGUCUACAUCUAUGAUUGAAUCAUCAGUGAUGAAUACCCCAGAGGAGACUGGUGAAAUGGUGGUGUCUCCACUUGUUGUUUCUACUGCUAAACGGGGCGCGUACAACAGCGAUGCAGUCACUAGACUCCUUCGGGAUGGUCAAGAAUCCAGUUUCAUCACGGAGGAAGCUGAUGACUCCCGUACUACACAAAAUGAGAUUCUUGCCUUAGAGAUGUCUUCAGAAGAAUUGAAGGAAGUACAGCAGCCAGAUUCAAAAAAAUCGAUUUCGACUCCCAAACAGAAGAAACCUGAACAACCCGAGUGUCUCACUGGAGUGAAGAGGAUUAUGAAGACCCCAAGACAGAAGGUGCAACCCAUCGAAGACCUCAGAGGAAAACUGAUGACAACUCCAAGAGGGCCUAAGGCUUCUCAGGAAGUAAGCUUAGCUGGUGUAAAGGAACUCCUGACGACCCCCAAACAAAUCGCUGAACGUGUUGAAGAGAUUUCUGGUAAAGUCCAAGAUGACAACGUCCACAGCGAGACAAAAGAGAUUCACGGUGACGCUAUUUCUCCUAAAUGCCUCUCAGGUAACGUUGAAUUCAAAAUGCCCCUGUACGGGAAAAUAGUUGUAAUCAAAAGGAGUGGCGGAGAUGGGACUGCGCUUCCUCUGACUGCAUCGUGCUUAUUUGGAAGGAAACCUGACUGCGACAUUUGCGUUAAACUUCCUGAAGUAUCCAAGGAGCAUUGCAGGAUUGAGUUGAAUGAAAAUAACGAGGUUAUUUUAACUAAUUUGAGUUCAACGAACCCGACCCGUGUCAAUGGGGAGGUUUUGCCGCAGUCUGAACGUUUGAAACAUGGGGAUCUAAUCACAAUUAUUGACCGUUCUUUCAGGUUUGAAUACCCUCAAGCACCCACUCCAAAGAAAAAUAGAUGUUCUAAACAGAACACUCCAAGAGGGCCUAAGGCUCUUGAGAAAGUAAGCUUAGAUGGUGUGAAGACCCCCAAACACAUUGCGCAACCUGUUGAAGAGAUUUCUGAUGCCAUGACAACAGAGGCGGUGGAAGAGCUUGCUGCUGCUCUUGCUGAAGCAAUGGAGGAAGAACAACCUGCUCCUCUUGCUGAGGCAGUGCAGGAGGUAGAGCCAGUUUCUGCGCCUGCUGAGGCAGUGGAGGAAGAACAACCUGCUCCUCUUGCUGCGGCAGUGCAGGAGGUAGAAGAGCCAGUUUCUGCUCCUGCUGAGGCAGUGGAGGAAGAACAACCUGCUCCUCUUGCUGAGGCAGUGCAGGGGGUAGAGCCAGUUUCUGCGCCUGCUGAGGCAGUGGAGGAAGAACAACCUGCUCCUCUUGCUGAGGCAGUGCAGGAGGUAGAAGAGCCUGUUUCUGGUCCUGCUGAGGCAGUGGAGGAAGAACAACCUGCUCCUCUUGCUGAGGCAGUGCAGGAGGUAGAAGAGCCAGUUUCUGGUCCUGUUGAGGCAGUGGAGGAAGAACAACCUGCUCCUCGUACUGAGCCCAUUUCUGCACCUGCUGAGGUAGAAGAGCCAGUUGCUACACCUGCUGAGGCAGUAGCGGUAGCACAUCUUGACAGUGAAGAGCCUUCUGUUCCAGUAAAAGGUAGAGGAAAGAAAACUGAGGGGAUUGUGCCACCACCUGCUAGAGGGAGAUCGGCAAGGCGUAAUGAAACCAGUAGCGUUGAGGCACCAGCAGAAACUAUGGACUCUGUGGAUGUCCAGAAGAAAAUGGCAGCUGACCCAGUUCCUGCUGAAAAUCCCAAGAGAGGAAGAAAGGCCAAACAGGCUUCUGUAGAGAGAGUUGAAUCAGUGCAGGAGAACGCUGUUGAAAGUGAGAGUGCUGAAAUUUCUCCAAUUGAGGACCAGCAGCCAACUUCUGAUGUCCCCGUGGAGAAACCCAGAAGAGGAAGAAAGGCCGAACCGGCUUCUGUAGAUCAAGUUGAAACAGUGUUGAAGAACACUGUUGAAGCCGUGAGUGUUCCUGUCACUGAGAAGAUUGAGGCCCAGACUCCAGUCGUUAGAUCUAAGAGAGGAAGAAAGCCUAAACAGGAUUCAGUAGAAGAAGUUGAAGCGAAGGUUCUUGAAAUUCCUCCAAUUGAGAUUGUGGAAGCCAAGGAGAUGCCUGCUAUUGUUCCUGUUGAGAACCUGCGGGCAAGAGGAAGACGGGCUAAACAGGAGUCUGAAGAAGCCAAAAAAAUUGAAGAAAAUGUUGCGGCGGUUGAUACUCCUACAGAAGAGGUGGAGGCCUCAGUCCUGUUUGCAAAACCCAAAAGAGGAAGAAAGACUAAGCAGGAGCCUGUAGAGCAAGUGGAGUCUGUGAGUGUUGAAACUCCCAUCAAACAAGUUGAGGCCCAGGAGCAGACCACUGUGGCUCCAGUUGAGAAACCCAAAAGAGGGGGAAGAAAGACUAAGCAGGCUUCUGUAGAGAAAGUUGAGGAUCACCCCGUUGAGUCUCUGACUGUUGAACUCCAGGAGCAGACUACUGUGGCGCCAGUUGAGAAACCCAAAAGAGGGGGAAGGAAGACUAAGCAGGCUUCUGUAGAGCAAGUUGAGUCUCUGACUGUUGAACUCCAGGAGCAGACUACCGUGGCGCCAGUUGAGGAACCCAAAAGAGGGGGAAGGAAGACUAAGCAGGCUUCUGUAGAGCAAGUUGAGUCUCUGACUGUUGAACUCCAGGAGCAGACUACCGUGGCGCCAGUUGAGGAACCCAAAAGAGGGGGAAGGAAGACUAAGCAGGCUUCUGUAGAGCAAGUUGAGGAUCACCCCGUUGAGUCUCUGACUGUUGAACUCCAGGAGCAGACUACUGUGGCGCCAGUUGAGAAACCCAAAAGAGGGGGAAGGAAGACUAAGCAGGCUUCUGUUGAGUCUCUGACUGUUGAACUCCAGGAGCAGACUACCGUGGCACCAGUUGAGAAACCCAAAAGAGGGGGAAGAAAGACUAAGCAAGCUUCUUUAGAGCAAGUUGAGUCUGAGGAUCACCCUGUUGCGUCUCUGACUGUUGAAGUUGAAGCCCAGGAGCAGACUGUGGCUCCAGUUGAGAAACCCAAAAGAGGGGGAAGAAAGACUAAGCAGGCUUCUGUAGAGCAAGUUGAGGAUCACCCCGUUGAGUCUCUGACUGUUGAACUCCAGGAGCAGGCUACCUUGGCUUCGGUUGAGGAACCUAAAAGAGUGGGAAGAAGGACUAAACAGGAACCUGAGUGUGUCGUCCCUCCAGUAUCCACAGAGACUCAGGAGGAAACAUCUGCUCCCCCUACAGAGAAACCUAAAAGAGGAGGAAGAAGAGCAAAGCAGCAGAAGGUUCCUGAAGUGGUGGAAGUUGAGAACAUGGUAGUGCAGGAGGUCCACCUUCCUGCACAAACUGAGGUUGAUGCUAAACCAGAGUGUGAAGAGGCUGAUGCUGAAGAACUGCUGGAAGCUCCGGUUGUCAAACCAGGAUGGAGAAGGAAGGCAAAAGCCGUUGUGAAGGAUGAAGUGCCUGCCAAGCGAGCACGCAGAGGAGCAGCUGAUUCCACAAAGGUGCCCACUGUUGCAGAAGCAACUGUGGAAGUUCCAACCGAGCCUGUCAAGCGAGGUAGAAGGGCAGCUAAAUCCAAAGUCUCUGCAGAUGAAACCACCAUUGCAGCCGAGAGCACUCCAUUGGAGGCUGAGGUAACAGACAUGGAGGUAAUCACUGCUGUGGUUAAAAAGGGAAGAGGAAAAGCCCCUAAAAAGGGAAAUGCUGUUUCUGAAACGACCUCUGACCAGGCAAAUUCUAUUGAAGGCAUGGAAACCAUUGACGAAGCCUCAAAAUCUGUGAAUUGGAAACCUGAUUUGGAAGUUACACACAAGGUCACCCCUCUUCCUAAACAGAAGACAUCCAGACGGAAUGAUAGUGUUCCUGUUACUAAGGUUGAAGAACAGCAGGUUGUGAAGACCGUGCGAGGAAGAAGAGCAAGAUCUUAUGUCGAGGUCAAAGAGGAGACCGUCCAAUCAACACCCUCAAAAAGGGCACGCCAUAGCACCAUAAAGACCUCUGCUGCUGAAGCCACGAUCCCCAUUUCAAAGCCAGUAAACGAAAGAAAUGCAGCAAGAAAUAUGAAAACUGAGGAGGCAAAUCUCUCUGAUAAAGCUGUUCCAAAGGAGCCUGUCAAGAAAACAAGACGAGCAGCAAAGUCUACUGCAGCAGCUCCCGUUGAGGCCACUAGCAUUACUCCUGCUGUCCCGGAGGAAGUGCCAGAGACCAUCCCCAAAGCCACAGUUGUGGCUGCUACUAAAGGAAGAGGUAAAGCGGCAAAGGGAAAAGCUGUAUCUCAGGAAAUUGACAUUGAGCAAGGUACUGAGUCAGAGCAGCCGUGUAAGCCCCGCAGAGGGAGAGCAGCAAGAAAAUAGAGCUUAGGCAUUCAUAGAUUUUUGUUUGUUUUAAUGCUUUGAUAUAGAAAUGCUAAUGUUACAGAUGUAUAAUUGAUGCUCUUAGCGGUGCUUUACAAUAUUAUUCAGAUUUUUGGUCUUAAUUGUGGUUAGUUUUGCUACAUUCUCUGAAUAUUUUUUUUUACAAUCCUUUUAAAAUGUAUGGUGUUCUAUUUAGACUGAAAAUAGUUUGGGGGAAAUUUUUCAUAUUAAAAAUCAAAAAAUUAA